This is a messenger RNA of Schizophyllum commune H4-8, 768 nucleotides long. RefSeq lists its product as uncharacterized. The coding region runs from base 1 to 768 and encodes 255 amino acids. NCBI's taxonomy places the organism in Eukaryota, Fungi, Basidiomycota, Agaricomycetes, Agaricales, Schizophyllaceae. The record is from RefSeq and is a predicted model, not a curated record. The transcript is spliced from 7 exons.
AUGUCCAUUGUCAAGGGAGCUUACCGUGUAAUCACUUGUGAGGGCCCUGUGCAGCUUCACGAUGGAGAGGAAAAGAAUAGCGGAAGCGUUGCCAUUCAAAUCGCGGGUCCAACGUUCGCCUAUUCUCCAUCUCCUUCCUUCCCUCCCUCAUCGACACCCCGCCUCUUCCGCGUCGGACUUGCCUGCGAACUCGCCAACGGACCUCGUCUUCGUGAGCUCGCGCCUUCGUCGUCUGGGGUCGCCUACGGGCGCACAGCGUGCUUGGCAGGCGGUCCCUAUUUGGAUAUGCGCCUAUUGGGCGGCGACGCAUUGGCAGAGGAUGAAGAGGUGGAGACCGAUUGUCGUCCCGUCAAGAAACUCAGGGUCAGCACCUCUGUCUCCAUCACGACGAGACGCGACGGCAGGAUUACCGGUGAGCCCCCCCACCAUUGGCAUGAGCGACGCUCACACUCUCCCCGUACUCUCCUGCGGGCCGUUGGUUGCGCUUCUCAGCAUGUCCCUUACGAGCAGCUGCGCCAGGGCGUUCUCCGUAUCUACUCCCCCAUCCUUUCUGUCGCAGUCGAACCUGUGGAAGUCCUGUUUCCAGCUUUCGUGGACCGACCUUUGGACACCGUGCGCGAGCACCUUCGGAGCGUCCUGGAAUUGCGAGACGCUGGCUACGUCUACGAUUCUGGUCUGACCCCUCUGGAAUCCCUGUUCACGACGAAGUUCGACAUGUACUCGUCCAUCUUCAGCCAGGCGCAUCUUAAGGAACUCGGAAUUCUUUGA